Mauremys mutica (yellowpond turtle) is the source of this 3158-nucleotide messenger RNA. RefSeq names its product Rab geranylgeranyltransferase subunit beta (gene RABGGTB). Lineage: Eukaryota; Metazoa; Chordata; Testudines; Geoemydidae. The coding region runs from base 630 to 1505 and encodes 291 amino acids. Gene Ontology annotation, cellular component: Rab-protein geranylgeranyltransferase complex. The transcript has 10 exons. Gene Ontology annotation, biological process: protein geranylgeranylation. The record is from RefSeq and is a predicted model, not a curated record. Gene Ontology annotation, molecular function: Rab geranylgeranyltransferase activity.
UGCCAUUUCCUGCACUGAUAGGAGUAGGUUGGCAGGUGAUGAGUUAGGAAGUUAGUUAUCUUUUUGUCUGAAUACAAAGGGAAGGGUUAAAAGAUAUUGUUGUUCUGAGGGGUGGAGAUGGUGCUUUUCCUUGGUCAAUGAUGAGACUUGGCAUGUAUUAUCUGACUCUAAAGUUGAAGAUCACUGCUUUAGCUCUAGAAUUACUCUGAGACCUAGGAAAUGUGAUCUUUUGUUUAUAAGGAUGAAUUUGUGUUCUAGUGCUAUGUCUUCCCAAAUAUCACGUAUGUCCCAUAGUUGCCUUUCUACCUGCUAUAAUGAGCCUCAACAUCACUGGAUUUAAUCUGGAUUCUACUAGAAAAGUGUAGAUAUACUUUGAGAGGUCAGGAUACAGUGGGUUUUCCAUGGCAGGGAUCCUGGAAGCCCUGAGAACCCUGGUUCCCUGCUGCAGAUACAGGAGGUCUCCCAACAAGAUGGUCUCAAUUACGUUUUAAAGUGUGGUGCCUCUGACUGAAACCUGCCUUCUCUUAUGCCAUGUGUAUGGUCUCGCUCUCCUGCUCACCUGUAGCAAGAAAAUACAUAAAUUACUAUGGAAUUUUAUAAUACAGUAUGAAAAAUCAUAGGAGUACUGUAUGUCGGAAUAUUUGAGGAUGAGUGGUGUCUACUGGGGACUGACAGUAAUGGAUCUCAUGGGACAGCUGCAACGAAUGACCAAAGAAGAAAUUCUAGCAUUCAUCAAAUCAUGUCAACAUGAGUGCGGUGGAAUAAGUGCCAGUAUAGGUCACGAUCCUCACCUUUUAUAUACCCUUAGUGCUGUCCAGAUUCUUACCUUAUAUGAUAGUCUCCAUGUUGUUGAUGUAAAUAAAAUUGUUGACUACGUAAAGAGCCUGCAAAAAGAAGAUGGAUCAUUUGCUGGAGACAAAUGGGGAGAAAUAGAUACCAGAUUCUCUUUCUGUGCUGCAGCAACACUAGCUCUUUUGGGAAAGCUAGAUGUUGUUGAUGUGGAAAAAGCAGUCGAAUUUGUUUUGUCCUGUAUGAACUUUGAUGGAGGAUUUGGUUGUAGACCAGGUUCUGAAUCGCAUGCAGGGCAGAUCUAUUGUUGCACAGGAUUUCUGGCUAUAACAGGCCAGUUGCACCAAAUAAAUGCGGACUUGCUGGGCUGGUGGCUUUGUGAACGACAGUUACCCUCUGGGGGUCUCAAUGGAAGGCCAGAGAAGUUACCAGAUGUAUGUUAUUCAUGGUGGGUGUUAGCAUCCCUGAAGAUAAUUGGUAGACUACAUUGGAUUGACAGAGAGAAAUUGCGCUGCUUUAUCUUGGCAUGCCAGGAUGAGGAGACUGGAGGAUUUGCAGACAGACCAGGAGAUAUGGUGGAUCCUUUUCACACCUUAUUUGGAAUUGCUGGUCUAUCAUUGUUAGGAGAUGAACAAAUUAAGCCUGUCAGUCCUGUUUUCUGUAUGCCUGAAGACAUCCUUCAAAGAAUAAAUGUACAGCCUGAACUUGUGAGCUAGACCUUACAGAAGCAAACAGUUGCUAUGCUCAGCUGCUUUGAUUUUGUUGGUUGAAACUCAUCUCAAACAUACUUGCAUAUAUUUUUCACUUUAAUGUGUUUACAUCAGUACAGUAAGAAAUUAUCACUGUACAAUAAACCUUGUCACUUUGUCUGUGGAUUGUGUCAAAAUGGCUUGUUUAAAUAAAUUAUGUGGAUGUUAUAUGUAUUGCAGGUUCUGUAACAGAUGAAGAAACAUUUUUAGAUGCAUCUAAAUAUGUGGACCCGUGGGCUCUGUUUGUACACUAACUCAAAACAACAGCAUAUUAGUCACAGUAAUAGAGUACUUGAACAACUUGAUUUUUUUGUAUUUCCUACAAUAUCAAUCAUAAAACAUUGUCUUGAUAAUAUAAGCAUGUAUUGACAGUGAAUUGCCCUGAGCACUGUAUUUAAGAGAAGCAGAGAAAAGAUACUACUAGUUAGAACACUUUGAUGUGAGUGGACACCUGUGCAUUUAAAACAUCCUGUUUAGGAUAUACCAUCAUUUUUAUCUAAUACUGAUAAUUUUCUUCUCAUAGCAAUUGAUAAGUGUAAAGGUUUUUGUUCUCAGCAAAUACAGUUGUUACCCACCAGUAAAGUCCUUUAUUAAAGAAAAUAUUUUUACUACUGGAAAUACAAUAUCAUUUGUGUUGAUUGUAGAUUGAGACUUGCAGGUAAUAAGACUUGCAGGUAAUAAGCAUUCUACAGAUCACCUCUCUACAGUAGUAUGACUUGCCAAAUGUGCUGCUAAUUGAAAAUUUGUCAUUGAUAUGAAUUACUAUUUCAUUAGCACUUGAGAAAAUAGUUGUGAAAGAAAUAUCAAAAAUAAAAGUAGCUAUGAAAUAUUUUUUCUGAAGGAUGAAAUUGUUUUGUCUUCAUUGGAGUGCUUAAAGUGCCUCUAUUUUACAUCUCAUAGCAUUGUGUGUUUGCAUCUGGCCACCAUGUUCUGACUGAGGAGGACUAAAUGAAAUUCCAGUUGGAUCAUAUUAAAGGUAAUUGUGAAGGAAAAAGUAGCCUUUAACAGUCUCCAGCUUAUUUAUAGUUAAAGAUGUCCUAAAAAUUUUUUCAAAAUAGUUCUCCAUUUUUUUAAUAGAAUGGUCAAUGCAAAGCACUAAUCCUUACUUCAAUUGGCUUAUUUUAAGGUUAUUUUUCUUUAAAAGCCUUUUUGCCAGUCAAACUAUUUUUUUCUAAAUUAACGGAUGGUUCUUUUAGAUAAGACUACUGGUAAGAAAAGUUUUACAAAGCAAACUAGUAUCCUAAUUAGUCAUUGUUUUAAAUAUAUUUUCUUGUCUUCCACUUUAAUUACAAUAUUAUAUAGAAUUUUUGGAAAGAUUCUGGUACUGUAUAUUGUAGUUAAUCCAGCAAUGUGUAUCACUACACAUAUUCAUUUGUAAACUGAAUGAGAGAUAAUCUUCCAUCAAUAAAGCAUCCAGUGAAGAAAAUUAGUUGUCCUUUACAACAUGUGGAAUUUAAAGUACUUAGUUUCAGAGCAGAGUGCAUUGGUAUCAUUAACUACCUCAUUUUAUCUUGUUAAAUGUUAAGAUUUUCAGCUCACUUUGUGGAAUUACAGUAAGAUAUUAGUACUGUCUUUGGUGACCGCUUGUCUUUGCAUGUAGAGAUCCUUUAUUAAAUGUUU